Messenger RNA from Trichomonas vaginalis G3, 647 nucleotides. Its product is annotated as organellar and viral DNA polymerase type B. The record is from RefSeq and is a predicted model, not a curated record. The transcript has a single exon. The annotation marks the transcript as partial. Lineage: Eukaryota; Parabasalia; Trichomonadida; Trichomonadidae.
AUGUAUCGGAAGUUGUCUAAGUUAGAACACUCGGAAAUAAAACAACUUCUUACAGAAGCUAACAUAGAAGUAGCAACACAUUACGCAACAAACAAAAAAGCACUCGCCGACUUCAUUAAAGACUAUAAUGGUGCAAUAAGUUAUGAUAGAAUUCAUGAGUUCAUAAAGCCGCAACGCGGCGAGGACGAAGUUCAUGCAAUAGCAUUUCCUUUAAAUGACAUUGCUAUUGACUUAUAUCAUAGACGUUCAGUACCUCAUGAAGUAAGAAGAGAAAUGUUUGACAUAACAAAUGCAAACGUUGGUGAAACAAGAAGAAGAGACGACACACUGAAACAACAGAGAAGAGAGAUGUUUAAAAGUGCUAUAGAACAAGUUCGUAAAGCUAACGAUGUCAUUCGUUCCAUUGACGACAAACCAAAAGAAGGUGAGAGAUGGUUAAAGAAAGAUGAAGAGAAUAGGAAGAGAAAUGUGAAGUCAGGCAAUAGACUCAUUGACUUUAACAUCGAAGCUUUAGAUGAACCAAACAGAGACUACUUACACAAACAUUUCGGUAAGGUUUUCAUGAGACUCUUAGAGAAGAUUAAAAUAAACUCACAACAGAGAUGGAUGGUAUGUUAUAAACUUGGUGGAAAGUAUGAAUGUUCUAC